This is a messenger RNA of Radiomyces spectabilis, 1038 nucleotides long. RefSeq lists its product as uncharacterized. Gene Ontology annotation, cellular component: U2-type spliceosomal complex. Gene Ontology annotation, molecular function: metal ion binding. The transcript has 2 exons. NCBI's taxonomy places the organism in Eukaryota, Fungi, Mucoromycota, Mucoromycetes, Mucorales, Radiomycetaceae. The record is from RefSeq and is a predicted model, not a curated record. Gene Ontology annotation, biological process: snoRNA splicing. Bases 1 to 1038 code for a protein of 345 amino acids.
AUGGGGGACGAUACUCUUGUAAAGAACGGAGCUACUGAAAAUGACGCAGUCCAGUUGAAUUCGGAAACAGACAAAGUGCCUUUUUUCAAAAAACGAGUCACCAACAAGAAUCUUCGCAAACGCAAAGCGAAUGCCGUAUUCAAACGUAAAGACAGCGAUGACGACGACGACGACGAUGAAGGCGUCGUGAGUGAAGUCGUUACAAAGGACCGAAAAUCAGCACCUACACCUUUUGUUCAAGCCACUCGACGCACUCGACGAAAGCUGGACGAUGAUCAAGAUUCAUCUUCCAUUGGAGUGCAGUACGCAGCAGAUCGAUCUACGAAAACUCAGGGCAGCGAUGCUACUCGAUAUGCGACGGAAUGGGAACUGGAAUCUGAGGCCAUGCAGAAAAUGGCCAGUGCCAUUGAAGCUGGAAAAGCUGCCAAAGGAGUCCAACCCAAGAGUAAGCCCGCCAAGAACUCAAAAAUGCAAGUGGGGCCUCAGCGAGCACCUGCCAAUAUCCGUGUCACCGCUCGUUUCGAUUAUCAGCCUGAUAUUUGUAAAGACUAUAAAGAAACCGGUUUUUGUGGUUAUGGUGAUUCGUGUAUCUUCUUGCACGAUCGUGGUGAUUAUAAGACUGGCUGGCAACUUGAAAAGGAAUGGGAAGAAGCGCAAAAGACGAAGACAAAGUUUGGAGCAUCGAGUGGGGAUAAAUAUGCCAUCUCUGAUUCCGAUUCCGAUGACGAAGAGUUACCUUUUGCUUGCCUUAUUUGCCGUGAAGAAUUCAACAACCCCGUCGUCACCAAAUGUAACCACUAUUUUUGUGAAAAGUGCGCCAUCGACAAUUACAAGAAAUCGCCCAAAUGUUUUGCAUGUGGAGCGCCUACGGGCGGUACAUUUAAUACCGCGAAGAACAUCUUGGCACGAUUGGCAGCCAAGAAGGCACGACUCGCAGAGAAGAGCAGCGACAACGAAGAUGAAGCAAAUGAUACCGGACCACUGAUCGAAGGAUUAGAAGAAAGAAAUAGUAGUGAUGAUGACGAUAGUGAUUCAUAA